Molecule: messenger RNA, 7801 nt
Organism: Pteronotus mesoamericanus
Lineage: Eukaryota; Metazoa; Chordata; Mammalia; Chiroptera; Mormoopidae
Gene: NWD1
Product: NACHT and WD repeat domain containing 1
Exons: 19
Coding region: 1-4815 (1604 amino acids)
Molecular function (GO): protein binding
Source: RefSeq, a predicted model, not a curated record
AUGAACCUGGGCCCGCUCAGCCCAGACACCCGUCGGCGGCUUCUGCAGGGCCAGGCAGGCCCCCUCCCAGAACCCGUGCCCAGCGGCGUGGCCAUCUUCAUUAGCUCCACCAUCUCAGACAUGGAUGCAGAGAGAGAAGCUCUGCAGAGCACCGCGUACCCCGAAGUGCAGACCUUCUGCCAAAAGCACGGCCUGAUGUUUGAGGUGGUUGAUCUGAGGUGGGGAAUUCAGCACACGCAGGCCACCGACCACAUGACCACGGAUCUCUGCCUAGAGGAGCUCGACCGGUGUCGGAAAACAUCCUUGGGGCCGGCGUUUGUUGCCCUCCUAGGGGACCAGUACGGCCCCUGUCCAGUACCCACGCUGAUCGAGGAGAAGGAGUGGGAGGCCCUGAAGGCCCAGCUGACCACCAGGCCAGGUGACCUGGAGCUGGUGGCUCACCACUUCUGGAGGGACGAGAACGCCGUGCCCCCCACCUACGUGCUGCAGGCCCUGGGCACCGGGAAGACCCAGGGGCCCGAGGAGCCCACCCUGACCUCUGUGCUGCGCUGCGGAGCCCAGGAAGCCAGGAGGCUGGGCCUCAUCACCCAGGAGCAGUGGCAUCGCUACCACCGGUCAGUCAUCGAGUGGGAGAUAGAAAGGGGCCUGCUGAGCUCGACAGAUGGGGACCAGGGGGCCACUGUCUUCCUGAGAGAGAUCCAAGACCUUAACAAACACAUCCUGGAAGACUGUGCCCUGAAGACGGUGGACCGGCUCGCAGAUGGCUGCCUGGACACGGAUGCCCAGAACCUUCUCAGCAGCCUCAAGGGGCGCAUCGCUGACACGCAGCCCGGGGUCCUCAAGGCCCACCACCUGCCAUGGAGUCGCGACCUGGUGAACCCCAAAAAUAAGGCUCAUGCCCGGUACCUGAAGGAGCUGGGAGAGCAGUUUGUGGCCAGGGCUAACCACCAGGUCCUCGAGCGCCUCCGGGAGCUGGAGGCUGGCAGGCAGGACCUGGCAUGGCUCUACCAGGAGAUCCGCCACCAUCUGGGGCUGAGUGCCGAGGCCACCAGGACCUUCUGCGGGCGCCAAGAGCUCCUGGCCCAGGUGGGACAGCGACUCCGGCAGAGUGACAGCCACGCGCACACACCCCUGGUGCUUUUCGGACCCCCAGGCAUUGGAAAGACGGCUCUGAUGUGCAAGCUGGCCGAGCAGAUGCCAGGGCUGCUGGGCCGCAAGACGGUGACUGUUCUGCGGCUUCUGGGGACAUCGCAGAUGAGCUGUGACGCCCGUAGCCUGCUCCAGAGCAUCUGCUUCCAGGUGUGCCUGGCCUACGGGCUGCCCUUGCCUCCUGCCCAGGUCCUGGAGGCCCACAGCAGGGUGCUCCAUUUUUUCCACACCCUCCUGCACACUAUCUCCUGCCGAAACUUUGAGUCCCUUGUGAUCCUGCUAGACUCUGUGGAUGACGUGGACUCCAUCCACCGUGCUUGGAGGGUCCCCUGGCUGCCUCCCCAGUGCCCCCCGAGGGUCCACCUCAUCAUCUCGGCCUGCUCAGGGCAGCGGGGAGUUUUAGACACGGUGCAGCAGACACUCACGGACCCAACGUCCUACUGGGAAGUGAAACCCCUCUCCAGCAACCAAGGGCAAGAGAUGAUCCAGCGCCUGCUGGCAGCCUCCAGGAGGACACUGAGCCCAGAGCAGAGGGAUCUGCUCUGGGCCAGCCUCCCGGAGUGCGGGCAUCCGGGGCAGCUGAGGCUGGCCUUCGAGGAGGCCCGAAAGUGGGCCUCCUUCACUGUGCCCACCCCUCUGGCCUCCACAGCCAUGGAGGCGAUGCACCAGCUGUGUGCGCGCCUGGAGCAGACCCACGGGCAGCUCCUGGUGGCCCGAGUGCUCGGCUACGUUGUGUCUUCCCGGCACGGGCUCUCAGAGGCCGAGCUGAAGGAUGUCCUGUCCUUGGACGAUGAGGUCCUGCAAGUUGUGUACCAGGACUGGACCCCGCCCAGCAGGGAGCUGCUGCGUUUCCCACCCCUGCUGUGGGUGAGGCUCCGACGUGACUUGGGAAACUGCUUGGCCAGGCGGCCCAUGGACGGCUUCACGCUCCUGGCCAUCGCCCCCAGACAGCUGGCGGAGGUGAUCCGAGAGCGCUACUUGUCAGGGCCUGAGAAAGCCAAGAGGCACGGGAUGUUGGCCGACUUCUUCCUGGGGACCUGGAGCCAGGGCACCAAGAAACUCAUCACCCUGCCACUGGUGGGGAAGCCCCUGAACCUGGACCGCAAGGUGGCCCCCCAGCCCCUGUGGUUCUCAGACACUGUUGCAAACCUGCGGAAGCUGAAGGAGCUGCCCCAUCACCUGCUCCACUCAGGCCGCAUCGAGGAGCUGAAGCAGGAGGUGCUGGGCAGCAUGGACUGGAUUUCCUGCCGGGGCGUCUCCGGGGGCAUCGAGAGCCUGCUGGAUGACUUUGACCUGUACGCCCCCCACGUGGACUGCCCCGAGGUGGGCCUGGUGCGAGAAGCCCUCCAGCUGUGCCGCCCAGCCGUGGAGUUCCGAGGCAUGGAGAGGAGCGUCCUGUACACAGAAGUCCUGGCCAGACUCCAUUUCUUCGCCACCUUGCAUCCGGCUCUGGUGGGACGGCUGUGCCAACAGGCCCAGAGCUGGUUCCGGGUGUGCCCACACCCUGUGCUGGUGCCUCUCGGAGGGUUCCUCCAGCCCCCAGGAGGGCCCCUCCGGGUGACCCUCACUGGCUGUCACAAAGGCAUCACCGCUAUGGCAUGGAGCCUGGAAGAGAAGCUGCUGGUGGUCGGCAGCCAGGAUGGCAUCGUGACUGUGUGGGACAUGGAAGUACAGCAGGUGAUCCAUGUCCUAACUGGACACAAAGGAGAGAUCAGGUGCGUAAAAGUAUUUGCCGAAGGGACGCAGGCCAUCUCUGCCUCCAAGGACCGCACGCUGCGCUUGUGGAACUUGCUCUCUGGCCAGGAGAAAUUCACCAUUUGGGAGGGACACUCAAAAGAUCCCGCUGAACCUCAGAUCUGGAGCCUCCAUGUGGAUGAAGCGAAGAAGAUUGUGUAUUCAGCAUCUGGCUCAAAGGUCAGUGCUUGGAAGCUGGAAACUGCAGAGCUGGUUUUCCAUGUCCUGGGAGAUGCCUCUGAGCCCUGGCUGUGCACGGCAGUGCUGGCUUCCCAGGCCACGCUGCUGACGGUGUCUGAGGGCUGCGCGGUCGGUCUGUGGAGCUCAGCCACAGGCAAAGUGCAGGGGAAGCAACGCCUGUCUGGCAUCAAAGAAGAAACACCUACCUGUGGGGUCUCAGUCCAGAAACCAGGAUGGAUGGUUGUUGGGUUCAGCAAAGGCUCCAUCUUGUUGGUUUCCUCUGAAGGAGACAGCCUGCUGGAGAAGCUUCCAGAAGCUGUGGGGUUCCUGGUGGUCUCUGAAGACGAGUCCCUUCUCGCUGCAGGCUUUGGAAGGUCCGUGCGGAUAUUCUUGGCCAACUCACAGGGAUUUCAUCGACUCAUGACCACUGACCUUGAACACGAGGACACGGUGGAGACGGCUGUUUUUGGUCCUGAGAACAAUCUGAUUGUCACUGGGUCCCGGGAUGCACUCAUUCAGGUAUGGAGUCUGUCGGAACAGGGGACCCUGCUGGACAUCCUGGAAGGCGUCGGGGCCCCCGUAGGCCUGCUGGCCCGGUGUGGGGCCUUGGUGGCGUCUGCUUCCCAGCAGUCCUCCUCCUUCAAAGUCUGGGACCUCACUCACACUCGGAAGCCGCGGGCCUCUGCCCCGUUUCUGGAUCGCACCGGCCUCACCGCCGUGUCACACAGCGGAAGCUACAUCUACUUCCCCAAAAUUGGGGACAAGAACAAAGUCACCAUUUGGGACUUGGCAGAAGGUGAAGAACAAGAUGCCCUGGACACCUCCAACGAGGUCCGGUGUCUGGAGGUCGCCGAGCAGGCCAAGCUCCUUUUCACUGGCCUCGCCUCCGGAAUUGUCCUGGUGUUCCCCCUGAAUUCCAGGCAGGAUGUGAUGUGCAUCCCCCCUCCAGAGACCCGGAAAGCCGUCAACUGCAUGGCCCUGAGCAAGGGCGAGGAGCACCUGGCCAUCGCCUAUGACAGCAUCGUCCUGGUGUUUGACAUCAACCCAGGGGACCUGUGUCCAGUCAUCGAUGGGCCAACCUACACCUUCUAUACCCAGCUGCCUGCGACCAUAUCCAGCGUGGCCGUCCUGGCCGACUACCGUGUGAUUUACGGCAUGACCAAAGGCGACCUCUUCCUUUACGAGUGUGUGAAUUCCAAAGUGUUCCCUCUGGAGGCCCAUGGGAGCCGGGUCACCUGCGUGGAGGUCAGCCACCAGGAGCAGCUGGCAGUCAGCGGGUCCGAGGAAGCCCUGCUGUGUCUCUGGGACCUGCAGGCCUGCAAGUGGAAAUUUGAGAUGAGUUACACGAACACUUAUUGUCGAGGAGUCCAAUGUGCUUGCUUCUCCAAGGAUGACAAGUAUGUGUAUGCGGGCUUGAGGGAUCGCUCCAUAAUCGUCUGGAGUGUGCUCGACGGCAGCCUACGGGCCGUCCAGUUUGUCCAUGCCGUGGUGAACAGAAUCAUCCCAACCGCCAACGGCUUCAUUGCCCCCACCAGACAUGGCUAUCUCAUCCGUGACCGAUUCCAGUGCCCUUCAUCAAGAGCCCCGCAGCAGGACUCUCUCAAGAACUUCAGGAAGGCGGUGUGGAUGGUGAAAUCAAGGCAGAGGGAAGAGCUGGCCGCUGCAGGAGCACUGCAGGACUCAGGAUUAGGGAGGGCCCAGGGAAAUGAAUGCAAAUCGAAUAAGCGCUCACAAGUCUGCCUGAUAGUGUAGAACUGCCUGUGGGGGCCUGGGGUCCCCUGUGUUACCCCUGUUUAGCCUGGUUGAAGUGAAGAGAAUUAUGUGUUGAUGUGUAUUUGGACCCAAGGCCUCAGGUCAUGUAACCAAGACCUUGCGUCUCACCAUCUUUCCAUUCCUCUCUCCUCCUCGUGGCCUCCAUUUGCAGACCUGCCAUCCCUAAGUUAGCAACAUGGCAGCCAUUUCAGUAGAAAAGAGAGCUUCCCUUUCCAAACAGUUUGAACUAAAGUCCUGGCCUUGAUUCUAUUGGUCCCAGUUGGCUGAUAUGGCCAUCCCAGAACCAAUCAAUUGUCCAGGAGAAUAUAGCCCUGUGAUAAGUGAGCCCAACUCAGUGACUUAAUUGCCCACCUAGGCUCUCAGUCCACCCAACUAUGUGGACUGAGAAUGGGAGAAGCUAUUCCCAGGAGAGACACUGGGGUGCUGGUACCAGGCAAACUGGGGAUGAGUGGAUGUGAGACUGACCGAACCACAGGUAUGGACCACAAAGCUCUACCCUUUACACAGCACCAGGUGCUACGGUCUGAUCCUUAUCACAGCCCGUACUUCAGGGGGGCAGGAGUUUCUACAUCCACUUUACAGAUGAGGUAAGUGAUCCUCGCAGAGGUAGCUGUGACUUGCUCGAGAUCACAGUCCUAGGCGCAAGAACUCUGAGAAGCAAGAACAAGGAGCCAUCCCGUUUCAGUCCUGCUGGGACGACCUGCUCUGACGUUAGUCUCACAAGCACAGCUCUCUAGUCCACAGGUGGCACAUUCAAAUGCCCGAAGGGGCCAGUGAGAAAUCUAGAUGACAAUCGUGCACCCAGGGCAGAAGCUGAGAGUGAUGGAGACAAUGGGAACAUGGAGGGCGCACACUCUGUCUAGGGUGGGCGUGGACGCCUUGGCUCUACCCUAAACUCUCCAUAAGGAAAGCAGCCCACUUUUGUCAGAGCUUUCUGUGGUCAUGGGCAAAGCCAGAAACCUAGACUUUUAGGCAAAGGGUUUUCAUUUUUCAAAGUUGGUGAUUGGCUCACUUUUACAUCUCCAGGCACAUUUGGUCUGUGUGUCUCUAGUUCGUGAGCUGACUUCAUGACCCAGGCUGCUGUUAAAACAAUAAACUUGUUAGAGUUCUUCCAUCUCUACUCCCUGACCCUCAAACUUCAAGGAUAAAGAUGCUUUUCUUUUCUUUGUUUCUUUAAUCUUAAAAAAUGGGGGCUCUUGGAAGCAGAUGGAAAGAGCUGUCGACAUCUCCCUGACAUGCUUGCGGACCACCUCUGCCCUGUGCAAGUUCAACAGUCCAACUGUUUCCAUUCAAAUUACACAGACCCUGCUUCUUGUGAAAGCCUUCUGAAAGCCCUGCCUGCUUCUGGGGCUUUUGUUGCAAGGACAGGAGCGUCCAGACCUUCAAGGUGCUGUUCCUUCUCUGUUCUGGGAUAUCCAGAGUUUCAGAAAAAGUCACCUCAGAAGCUUUUGAGCUGGACGUGACCUUCCUAUCUUAUUCAGUCAUUUCCCAAACCACGGUUCCAAGGAGAGCUUUGCCAGUGCUGGAUACACCAUCAAAUUCCAUUGAAAAAUGUUUUAAACUGUAAUUAUAUAAUGCAUGGUCCACUGCAUUGGGCAGCAAAUUUUAGGGUGUUGGAGGUAACUAACUUAGGAUUCUCCUGCCAUCUCCAUUUAACUUAGAUUGGAAGGGGGGCCCUUGCAUAAAUAGUUAUUCUUUGCCACCAGUUCUCUGUGAGUCAGGGAACAAGGUGGAUGUUGUGACAAACUAAGGUUUCUGGCUUAAAAUGUGUGCAUCCAUCUCAGCAGCUUCUUUGAGAAUCAGUUGCUUGGUGGGUAAAUACUAAAUUGAACAUAGGAAAGGAGUUUUCACUAAUAAAAUGCUGCUCUGAACUGUUGCUUAUAUUGGAGGCUUUGUAGUGAGUUUGCACUUGAGGAGGAGUUUGGUUGCUCUGAAUGUUUGACAAGCCCGGUACCUGGAGGAGCGACUUCCCUAAGGUCUCCUAGCUGUGGAGGAGCCAGGAUGAGAACGUGGUUAUCCACAGCCUCCUCUCGCUCCUUCUCUCUUUUUAAAAUGUAUUGAUUUAACGAGAGAGGAAGGGAGAGAGAAAGGGAAUGAGAGAGAGAAACAUUGAUUUGUUUUUCCACUUACUGAUAAAUUCAGUGGGUGCUUCUUGUAUGCGUCCUGACUGAGGAUCAAACCCGCAGCCUUGGUGUGUUGGGAUGACGCUCCAACCAACCGAGCCACCCGGCCAGGGCCUCACCUUGCUCCCUUAUGCCAUAGGACCAUGUAACCCAUCAUACAAAUGGGGACUUUUUUUCAUUGCAUUUUUUUCCAUUACCAUUUAUCCCCCUUACACCCCCCUCCUCCUGCAAUCACCACACUGUUGUCCACGUCCAUGAGUCCUUUUUCCUCCUCCCUUGAUCCCUCCACCCCCUCACCUCCCACCCAGAGCUGGCAGCCUGCCCUCCAUCUAUGAGCCUGUCUCUACUCUGCUUGUUAGUUCACUGUGUUCAUUAGAUUCCACAUGUGAGUGAGAUCACAGGACAUUUGUCUUUCUCCAACUGGUUUCUUUCACUUAGCACAAUGUUCUCCAGGUCCAUCCAUGCUGGCGGACACUUUUUAAGAGUAAAAUGGAGUGCUUUUAACAAUCACUGCCAGACUACUGAAAUAAACUGGACUGUUCCAAGACGAUCGAAAUCUACAGCCCCUCUAGCUGUAGCAAGAAUUAAUUUGUUAAAUUGUAGAGACUUUUAAAAAAUUAAGAUAUAAGUGACCUAUAACAUAUUCAUUUCAGGUGUGCAACAUAUGAUUCAUUAUAUGUAUGUAUUGCAAACCGUUCUCCACGAAGUCUAGUUAGUAUCCAUCACCACACAGUUACAAUUACUUUUCUUUCUUUCUUUCCUUCUUUCUUUCCUUCUUUCUUUCUUUCUUUUUUUGUUUGUUUUUUGGUUUUUGGCUGCUACUUUGUCUUGUUUUCCACUUG